AUGGACCAGUACCUCAGAGCAGAGGAUCCCGAGACGACAUACCUCCUGUUCGUACAAAAUGUCUCGUCUGUAUGGGCGUCUCGCAUGAGCAUUGGGACGCUGCUCUAUUUUAUCGUCCGAUACUCCCCAUUCAUUGAUGUCCCUAUUUUCAACUUUGUCAAUUUUAAGAAACCCUCCGAUUUCUCUACAUGCCAGCCCCUUCUGGCUACAGGAAAUAUAUCCAUGGUGGUUGGCAUUUCCGCGUCUGAAGGAAUCAUAACAAUGGCCCUCUACGCGCUACUGGGACGAAAGAAGAAACAUCUAAUUCUCCUCUCUAUUGCAUUCUUUGCAUGCACCGUGACGGUAGUCGUUCUUCUCGCAUUGUUCCUGCGUGCUUCUUAUGGUGCAUUCUCAUCUUUAUUGCAUUUCAAGACCAACAACGAAGGGAUAUUCAUAGCCAUCGGGUAUUUCAUCUUGCUCGGGGGAGAGAUAAUAAUAGCAGCCAUGUCGAUUUGGUUUUCUAUCAAAAGGCGAAAUGAGGAGAGAGGAAGAUUGAUCGGUGUCCUCUACCGUAACGGAGCGCUUUACAUCGUUGCAAUGCUUUGUACCGAAAUCGACAUUCUCGUCCUGUCACAGAAGAUGAACGGCCCUCCCAGUACCUCAGAUCACGCUCAAACCGUCUACCUCAGCUUCGUGCAGACUGGUGCUAGUACUGACCAUUCCGACCCCCCGGUCGACAAAGUCGCCAGCGGGAUGAUCUUUUUAUAUGAUUGGUUCGAUACUAUAACCAGAGAGGUCUCAUCCGUGUGGACAGGCCGCUUGAAUAUUGGGGCAUUUUUGUACCUCGUUGCGCGAUACUCGCCAUUCAUCGAUCUUCCCAUUCUCAACUUCGUCAACGUUAUGGAUCCUUCAGAUGUUUCUAAAUGUCGUAAUCUUUUGGCGACAGGAAACCUAUCCGCAGUUGUUGGAGUGUCCGCUUCCGAGGGUAUCAUUAUAAUGGUCAUCUAUGCGCUGUUAGGGUCGAAACGGAUACACCUGAUCUUCUUUUCGAUCGCAUUUGUUGCGUGUAACGUGGCUGUAGCCGUCCUUAUCAGCUUAUACCUGCGCGCGAUCGAUGUGUCAGUCAAGAAGGGCCAAUUCAGCUGUGUCCUCCAGACGAACAACGAAGACAUGUACUUCGCCAUCGGGUACUUCAUUUUGGUUGGAGGAGAAAUUGUACUGGCCGCCAUGUCUAUUUGGAUUUCCAUCCAGCGACGGAAUGAGGAGCGAGGGAAGCUGCUUAGUGUCCUCUAUCGAGACGGCGGUUUCUACAUCGUUGCGAUGCUUUCCUGCUCGGUCGUCAAUGCAAUUAUUACCUACCUGAUGGACUCCAUAUAUCCCUUGAAUUUGCUGCAACGAGUUAUGCACUCAGUUUUAGCGAGCCGACUCUUCCUCAACAUGCGCGCCCAAGUUCGAUCCGGAUCGCAAAUCAUGGACACCGGUCGCAGCAUAACAAACCUGGAUUUCACUCCUGUUGCUCAAGGAACCAAUCAAACUCAUUUGACGACAUUCGGUGAAGAUUCCGGUAUCCCUUUAGAAAAUCUCCAAGCUCUAUCGCAUUCUCGCGCGCAAGGGGAGAAUUGA
Molecule: messenger RNA, 1602 nt
Organism: Coprinopsis cinerea okayama7#130
Lineage: Eukaryota; Fungi; Basidiomycota; Agaricomycetes; Agaricales; Psathyrellaceae
Exons: 23
Coding region: 1-1602 (533 amino acids)
Source: RefSeq, a predicted model, not a curated record